AUGUCCGAUAUCCCCCACACGCAGAGUGCAUGGCGUGUCAUGCGUCAAGGGGAACCCUCCCAGGUUCUCCGCCUCGAUGAGAACGUGCCGGUGCCGAUCAAACUGGCAAAGGGCGAGGUCCUCAUCAAGGUGCAAGCUGCCGCGCUCAAUCCAAUAGGGUAUACGAUGAUGCAAAAAAUUCCUUCGUUCAUCGCUCGCGUGCCCUACAUUCCGGAGCACGACUUCGCGGGAGUGGUCGUUGACGCCAAUGGUACGGAGCUGAAGAAUGGCGACGAAGUUUACGGCUUCCUGGACGUCCUACUCCACUUCAGGACCCGUCAAGGGACGCUUGCGCAGUACACUCGCUUACCUGCGUCGUCUUUCGCUAUCCGACCGCAGAACAUUACACCUACACAAGCCGCAGGUUUUGGCGUUGUCGGCGUAACCGCAUUCCAAGCCUUAUUCCGCGUUGCAAAGCUUGAGCCAGAACAAAGCAUCUUUGUGAAUGGCGGAAGCACUGCGGUUGGAGCGGUGGCCAUUCAGCUGGCUAAGGCGGCCGGUUGUAAGGUCACCGCGAGCGCUUCCGGAAAGAAUGAAGAAUAUGUGCGCUCCCUCGGCGCAGACGAAUUUGUCGAUUACACGAAGGGCGCCCUGCAUGAGAGUCUAGCCACACUUGCUCCCGUCCCAAAAUACCACUUAUUCCUUGAGGCGGUCGGACUGGGCGACCCCUCGCUCUUCAUACAUAGCGAGGCCUACCUUGCACCCGGAGGAACGUUCAUUUCCGUAGGUCCGCAACCUGGGAGCAUCCAGGAGUUUUUCAGCGUUGUAUGGAAUAUCUUCCUCAAGCCCAGGUGGUUAGGCGGGGUGAAGCGCAAAUGGAAGAUCGUCAGUGUCAAGAAUAACCAGGCCGACCUUCAAAAGCUGACCCAGUAUAUCACGGAAGGGAAGGUGAAACCAAUCGUCGAUUCAGUCUACGGCUUCCAGGAUGUACCGAAGGCGUAUGAACGGAUGAUGACCCACAGAGCGACCGGCAAGAUUAUUGUGAAAGUGGACCCGAACGUGAACUGA
Molecule: messenger RNA, 1047 nt
Organism: Sparassis crispa
Lineage: Eukaryota; Fungi; Basidiomycota; Agaricomycetes; Polyporales; Sparassidaceae
Product: Zinc-type alcohol dehydrogenase-like protein
Exons: 6
Coding region: 1-1047 (348 amino acids)
Cellular component (GO): mitochondrion
Molecular function (GO): oxidoreductase activity
Source: RefSeq, a predicted model, not a curated record